UUUUUUCUUUGCCACCUCCGGGUGGCGCUGUGGUGCCGGCCGGGCAGCAGGCAACCGUAAAACAGCCGACGAAACCUCAAGAAAGAAAACAGCGGCAGGGGGCGAGCGAAAGUGGGUGCAAAGGUCAACUUUUAUAUCGAGUGUUGUGCAAGGUGUUGAGUUAACUCCCACAAACUUUUAUGUUUUGCGGUCGAUGACAAGCGACGGUUCGGACAGUUAAAUGUGACUUUUAGCGCGAGCGUCUGUGCAGUCGGACAGGUAGCAUCCGCCUGUUAGCCACAUUAGCCGCUAGCUCGUGGCCAGAAGCCAAAAAAAAACCGGGGAUGAAUUUGUGCCAAAACGGCAGCCUGCGGCCGGAGGAGGCGGUGGUGGUGGAGAACGCCAUCCGGCUGGCGAUAGACUCCGUCGUCAACGUGCUGUUCGGCGUGAGCAGCGGCCGCAGUCGCGAGUACCAGCGGAUGGUGGCCGAAAGGGACAAAGAGAUCGCCAGGUUGCAGCGCGAGGUGCACGCGCUUCGCCGGCGGGGAUGCGCUUCGUGCACGCUGCUCUCCGGGGUCGGCGGCGGCGGCGGCGAGCUCGACCUUGGGACCCCCGAUCGGUCCCCCCCCCCGGGCACCGGCCAGCAGCAGCAGUGUGAACUAGAUUUCUCUUCGGGUCUCUUCGACGGCCCCCCGUCACACGACCCCUCGCCCCCCCGCGGCCAAGCGGACCCGUCGCGCGCCCCGGAGGAGGGCGGCCCCGCCGUCAAAGAGGAGCCGUGCAACGUGGACGCCGUCCUCGUCAAGUGGGAGCCGAGCGAGGAGGAGAGCGGCGGUGGUCCCGCUUGGGACGCAGAACGGGAGAUCCGAGAAGACGCGGACGGGCUGGCGCGUGUCGCGGAGGCGGAGCAACUCAGGAACAAAAAGAAACGAGUGCCCACGGCGGAGCUGCCCGAGGAGGCCCAGCAGCAGAAGCGCGCGGCCUGGCGAGCCGCUUCCCGACGCUACUACGCCCGCAAGGUGGCCCGCCAGCGGGCCGGCUCCGCCCGCUUCCACCGCCCGCCGCCGCCGGCCACGCACUGCGGCCCCUUCGCCGACAACGCCGGGAGGCGGGCGCCCGUUCCCGUCUCGCCUCAGGACUCGCAGGCCCGGCAGCGGGAGGCGUGGCGAGCCUCCUCCAGGCGCUACUAUCACGCCAGGAAAAUGGCGCACCAACAGCAACGCGGGGCCCCGCAGUUCCGUGGCGCCGAGCCGCCGGGGGACGACCGAGGAGGACUGGAGGGAAUUUUGUGCAGUUGAUCACAAAUUUUUAUUUUGUGCUCUCUAAAAUCACUUCAAAAUUACAUGAAAGUUAAUUUACGGAGAUUACUGCGUAUGGGCUGUUUGGUUUUAGGCUUAGCGUCGGCUACGUGGUCUGUCCCCGCGUUCAAAAUCUGUCGCUCAUGCGCGACUAAUCGCAAAUCAAUCAAGGGAUUUGUAAUUGACUUUUUGCUUAACUUCAGUCGUCCACUAACUACAAAUUCCGACGUAACAAUUCGGGACUUAUCGAUUCAUCGCUUCAGCCCCGGAGUCGACUCUAACGUCCGUCCGUCGCUGUGUUCAGAGUCAUUCAGUCGUGCUGUGCUCUCAUCGCCGUAAAAAUGAUUAGGAAAUGGAAAAAUCAAUAGUUGCAGUGGGAUUUUAAAGGCCAGGCUAGCACUCCAAAAUACUGGAUUUUCUAAAACGGUAUGAACGUCACACAAAAUAUGAAUUUGUGCGUGCAACGCCUUCCGACCGUGGCCACCAGGGAGCAGCAAAGCACCGAAAUAAAUUAUCCGAAACGACAAACCGGAACGUAAAUAAACUAAUUGAAACGAA
Syngnathoides biaculeatus (alligator pipefish) is the source of this 1835-nucleotide messenger RNA. RefSeq lists its product as uncharacterized. Bases 324 to 1277 code for a protein of 317 amino acids. NCBI's taxonomy places the organism in Eukaryota, Metazoa, Chordata, Actinopteri, Syngnathiformes, Syngnathidae. The record is from RefSeq and is a predicted model, not a curated record. The transcript is spliced from 4 exons.